Molecule: messenger RNA, 2381 nt
Organism: Panonychus citri (citrus red mite)
Lineage: Eukaryota; Metazoa; Arthropoda; Arachnida; Trombidiformes; Tetranychidae
Exons: 8
Coding region: 734-2179 (481 amino acids)
Molecular function (GO): protein binding
Source: RefSeq, a predicted model, not a curated record
ACAUGAUAAUAACAGUGAUUAAAAAAACACAAUAAGGUGAUUAAUUAAUAUUGACAAAUUGCUCCAAAUAAGCAAUAUAAAGGUGACAAGUUAAUUGUUGCAUUUAAACAUUAACAAGUUUGUUACCUGGUUAACUGGUGCUAAUUGUUUAAUUAUGAUUCCAACAAUUAUUUUUCUGUUAAUUGUGCAAGUUUGGACCACCAAUUGUACAGGACAACAAAGUGACAAUUUAAUUGCUAAUUGUGAUCCCACCAAGCAAACAAUUUCAUCAGAUGAAGCCUCUAAAUUACAACUAAUCAAAUCACCAUUAAUUAAUAAUGAUGAUUACAAGAAAAUUGAAUUAAUCACUGAUUUGAAUACAAUUAAAUCGGAUCUGGGUCAAGAAAUUAACUCAUUUAGUUAUGACGAUUCUAUAAGAACAAGAAAAAAGGGCAAAGGAAGCAAAAAGGGAGGGCACAAAAAGCACAGUAAAAAGCACAGCAAAAAACACAGUAAGAAACACAGUAAGAAACAUAGCAAGAAAAGUUAAUUAAUUUCGAUUAAUGAAGACAAUUAAGGAUCAUCAUUGUUAUGGAAUAUUAAAUGAAGGAUUGUAAUCAAAAUUGCAUUUCUAUUAAUUGUAACAAAUAAAAUCAUUGUGUUUAUAUUAGUUUAUUAAAGUAAUCGCAUUGUUAUUUCUCGACCAGCGAGUUGAUUUAAUUGCUGGAAACAAAUUUAUUGUGAUUUGAUCUUAAUGGCGACAAUUAAUGAUCUCGAUGAUGAAAUCUUACUCAGGAUAUUCAUCAAUUCAUCGCCUCGAAUUAAACAUGCAGUUAAUUUAUCUAAAGUUUGUAAACGUUGGCACAAAAUCAUGGAGAAGAGGUUUUCUUUGGUUAAAUAUUUGGUAUUCUAUCAUGAGGACUUAUUCAUUAGUAGAUUCUUGAGAAUGGACGAAAUUGAAUCUAAUCAUGGAGACGAUGAUCAAGAAAAUAAUAAUAUGGUGAUUAACGAUCAUUUGGAAGCCGUAAUCGAACAGGUAAUUAUUGAACAUCGAUUGGAUGAUGAGCCUGAAAUCGAGGGACCGGUUGCCAAUAAUCAGCUGAACAACGCACAGGAACAGAUCAAUCGCCAAUUUAAAGCUGAAAGGAUCGACCCAACCGGUCGGUAUUUAUGUACCAAUGUCGAAGAGGAUCAAUUCGAGGUUCAAUCAAUGUACAUUCAACUGCUUCCGAAUUUGAUGUUUGUGACAAUUAAUGCACCUUCAGACAUUGAUGAAGAACAAGCACUAAUUGACCUAAUCAACUCGAGGCCAGGGAUCAAAGGAAUCGAUUGGCAUCCAUCUGAAGACAAACGCGAGGGUCCACCCAAGGUGCCAUUGGCCAACAUUGAAUUGUUUCUAUUAAGCGCUGAAUUGACCUCGAACAUCCAAACCAGUCACUAUUUAACUGAUUCAGUCACCCAAUUGUACUGUUACGAGGACCAAUUGACAGUCUUCGAAGCUGUGACUCGUUGCCCAAAUUUACAGCGACUUCAUUGUUUCCAAUUGAAUACAGAUGAAACUGUUCCGUCGUUGCGAAAGUAUCAAGGACCAAUUCUGAGCAAUCUAGAAGUAAUCGAAAUUAGUUUCGGUUCCAAAUGGGACAUUCAAGAUUUGCGACACUUUCUACGUUUUCUGCCCAAUUUGAAGAGCAUUUAUCUUCAUCUGGACAAACCUCCCCCGAAGGCUUUUCCUCGAGCACGAAAAACAUUUGGUCAAGUGGAAAAUCUCGUCAUCGAAAUGACAAUCGAAAGUAAACUCUCCGGUAAAAUCGAGAAAUUUGAAGGAUUGAUCAGCAUGUUUCCGAAUUUGCAGAAUCUUGGAUUAAGAUAUUUUCGUAUUCAUGCUGAAGAUCAAUUGUUCCAUUGGUUACGUCGAUUGUCACAUCUUCAGUUGAUUGAUAUUCGCGAAUGGUCAAUGACACUGAUCGAUCCGAUUUAUGGUGUCGACGAACUUAAUUUACCUUUCGAAUCGACUUUAAGUCCAACAAAAAUCGAGACUUGGUAUGAAAAUCUUUUCGGUCAUAAUCUUAAUUGUUGUAUCACUAAUCUACAAGAAGAGGAACCACAAUAUUAUUACGAUGAAUUCGUAUCCGGAUUCAAUUUCAUGAAACAUAUUUUCCAUAAAGAUUUUCAGAAAUCACCUCAUUUCAUGUUACAAUAAAUUCAUUGAGAUUACGAAUUAAACUCAACCAAGAAAAUAAAUGAAUAAAAAAUUUGCAAAAUUUUAACAAACUAAUCAACAAAAUCCAUAAAGGAAUCAAUUAAUUACAGUUGAAUUAAACAAAAAGUAAAGCAAAUCAGUUAACCAGUAAACAUUAAAAAACAAUUAGUUUGGUUGAUUAGCUUUAAUCAUGAAACAAAAU